Messenger RNA from Cyclopterus lumpus (lumpfish), 2076 nucleotides. It is a transcript of the gene enpp6, whose product is annotated as ectonucleotide pyrophosphatase/phosphodiesterase 6. The transcript is spliced from 8 exons. Bases 335 to 1669 code for a protein of 444 amino acids. Lineage: Eukaryota; Metazoa; Chordata; Actinopteri; Perciformes; Cyclopteridae. The record is from RefSeq and is a predicted model, not a curated record.
AAGAGGUCCUCCCUCCUUCCUCCUUGAAGUCUGGACAAAACUCGCGUACUUGGUAUGGGAAUCGGCCCCAGUGUGUUUUUCUACCAUAGUGAAGGCGGGAUCAAGUGUUUUCUCUCAGGGCGUCUCUUAAUGAAGCCAAUGAUCACCGAUAGAUCGAUCGAUCGAUCCCCCUGUAGCCGCUCUGUUCGUUACGCAGAGCCUUCCUCUCCACAGUACACCACACUCAUGGUGGAGGGGGGCCCAACCCCUCCUGGUGUAGCGCCGCCCACCGCAGCCAGGACCUGACCCCGACACAGCUGUCGGAUCAGUUCCAGGGCGAAGCAGACCCAGCAGCAUGUCUCCGAGACACCCAGCCGCUCUCUGCCUGCGGCUCCUCCCGCUGCUGCUGCUGCUCGGAGCGGGACAGCAGAGUCUCGCUGCCCGGCCGCUGCUCGUGUUCCUCAUCGACGGGUUCCGUUAUGACUACAUGGACGACCUGCAGGCUCUGCCCGGAUUCCGACAGCUCGUGGGCAACGGGGUGAAGGUGGACUACAUGACCCCGGACUUCCCGAGUCUAUCUUACCCCAACUACUACUCAUUAAUGACAGGUCGUCACUGUGACAUUCAUCAGAUUACUGGAAACUACAUGUGGGAUGAAGCCUCCAACAAGGAAUUUCUGAUUGGGACCAACCUUGACAGUCGGUUGCCUCUCUGGUGGGAUGGAUCAGAGCCAUUAUGGGUCACCCUGCAGAAACUGGGAAAGAAGGUUUUCAUGUACUACUGGCCUGGCUGUGAAGUGGAGAUUCUGAGUGUCCGUCCAUCAUUCUGUGAGGAAUAUGUCUACAACCCAUCAGAGAAAAACCUCACCGAGUCAAUAGGGAAUGCUCUCAAUGUCCUGAGCUCAGGCGAAGCAGCCAUGGCAGCAAUAUAUUAUGAGAAAAUAGAUGUGGAGGGCCAUCACUUUGGUCCAGAGUCUCAUCAGGUCAGAACAGCUGUCCAACGACUGGAUCUUGCUAUGCAGACACUCAGCAGCAAAAUCAAAGAGAAGAACAUGGUGAACCAGCUGAACAUCAUGCUAUUUUCAGACCAUGGCAUGACAAAGAUCCAGUGGAUGGAGAAGGUCAUCGAGCUGGACAAGUACAUCAACAUGUCAGCUAUUGUCAAGAUGAUGGACAGAGGACCAGUAGUCAGUCUGUGGCCCAAAGAUGACAAGUACCAAGAGGUGUAUGACGCGUUGACCCAGGUCCCUAACAUGCAUGCCUAUGCCAGACAGGACAUCCCUGAACGGUUCCAUUUCAAAACAGGGAAGUUCGUUUCCCCCCUGACUCUGGUGGCUGAUCCUGGCUGGUUUAUUGCCGAGAACAAGGCAAAACUCCCAUACUGGAAAAACGACUCUGGGGAACCGUCAGCAUGGCAAAAUGGUUGGCAUGGUUACGACAACGAGUUCCUCGACAUGAGAGGGUUUUUCUUGGCAACUGGACCUGACUUCAAGCAAAACUUUCAGGCAGCUCCAAUUCGAGCGGUGGACAUCUACAACUUGAUGUGCUGGACGUUGGGAGUGAACCCGUUGCCAAAUAAUGGGUCCUGGUCUCGGGUUGAGUACUUCCUGAAUGGCUCUGAUGGUCCAUCCCUGUCCACAACCCUCUGCUGUAUGGGAAUGUUUGGAAUACUGCUUGCACUAUGGGACUAAAGCAUUGAAAAGUUCAGUGUUUAUGGCAUCUGAUUGUAUCUAGAAAUGAUCUGCUAGAAAGAAUAAGAACAUUAUUGCAUCUAAAACUAAUGGAAGAGACAUACAAAAUCAACCAUAAAAUAGUUAGAGCAUUUGUAGGGACCAAUAACUUGAAGCCUUAAAGUGCCUGAAGAGUUGUACAGGACCUCAUUGAUGUCUUGUACAUGCCUUAAAUGUACAGCAUGUUCAUUUUAUUAUCGUCAGCAAUUUCUCGUUGUCAAUCAUAAUAAAACAUGAAAAGUAGUCAGGUGGACUUUCAUUGAUGCAUGUAUUCAGUGUUUCUGGUCCUUUACAGAUUAAUUUAGAUGAUCAAAAUCCUUGUGUUCACAUACUUUGCCAAUAAAAAAAUAUUUUGAUUUCUGGGUAAA